Salvia hispanica is the source of this 1289-nucleotide messenger RNA. The record is from RefSeq and is a predicted model, not a curated record. NCBI's taxonomy places the organism in Eukaryota, Viridiplantae, Streptophyta, Magnoliopsida, Lamiales, Lamiaceae.
UAGAAGAUAGCAAAGAAGAAAAAGGGCAACUUAUUGUUAUUCAUCAAUGGCUGCACUAUCUUCAAUCCCUUCAUCAAUCUCUUGUGCCAAAAAUUCCAUAUCAAAGAAAAGAAUUAUCAUCACAAAUGCAACCAAACCCACAAAUUUUAUUAACAUGUCUUUAGAUAUGAAGUCAGAUGAUGAUAAAUUAACCGCCAAAAUUCCCCCCCAAAACGACGUCGUCGCAGCAAUUCCGAUCACUCUCCAGCCAUGCAACAACGAUACGGCCACGGCCAAGCUGUACGCAGUGUGGGAGGCCGUGGCCGACAGGGUCGAAAUGCACGCGAAUAUCGGCGAGCAGCGCCGCAACUGGAACUCGCUUCUAUUGAACUCCAUCAACAUGAUGACCCUCACAGCCACCGCCAUGGCCGGCCUCUCCGCCGCCGCCGCGCAUGCGCCGGUUCUCCCCCUGAAGGUGUCCUCCGCCGCGCUGUUCGCGGCGGCCGCGGCGAUGACGGCGGCGGUGAACAAGCUCCAACCCUCGCAGCUCGCGGAAGAGCAGCGCAACGCCACCAGAUUGUUCAAGCAACUGCACGAAGAGAUCCAAACCGCGCUCAUCCUAACCGAUCUCGUCACCGAAACCGACGUCGCAAGCGCGAUGGAGAGGGUCCUAGCUCUCGACAGAGCGUACCCUCUCCCCCUGAUCGGUGCGAUGCUGGAGAAGUUCCCGGCCGAGCUAGAGGCGGCCGUGUGGUGGCCGCCGCUGAAAAAGUCCGAAAACGGAGGAUGGUGCGAGGAGGAGAUGAGGGAGAUUGUUAGGGUUUUGAAGGAAAACGAUAAACAGGAAUAUCUCAAGUUAGGCAACACGGCUCUCAAAUUGAACAAGAUGUUGGCGGUUUUAGGGCCGGUGUUUGCCGGUUUGGCGGCGGUUGGAUCGGCUUUUUCGGAUUCUUCUUCUGGCGUUGGAGCGUUGGCCUUAGCUGUUGCGGUUGGCGGGGGCGCCUUGGCUACGGUAGUGAAUAGUGUGGAGCACGGAGGACAGGUGGGGAUGGUGGUGGAGAUGUAUAGGAAUUGUGCUGGAUUUUUUCAGAAUAUGGAGGAAUCUAUUGAAUCCGCCAUUGGAGAGGAAGGAGUUGAGGGCAGUGAAGACGGUGAGUUGAUGGAAAUGAAGGUUUCGUUGAAGUUGGGGAGGAGUGUGUCGCAGCUCAAAGAUUUGGCUUCAUCUCGGCAACAUGGAACUGACAUCGAUGAAUUUGCGAGCAAAUUAUUAUGAUAUUUUUGUGAAAGUAGUAAUUUUUUUUUUCAAGAUU